Messenger RNA from Alnus glutinosa, 588 nucleotides. RefSeq lists its product as uncharacterized. The transcript is spliced from 2 exons. Gene Ontology annotation, molecular function: nucleic acid binding. Gene Ontology annotation, biological process: DNA integration. NCBI's taxonomy places the organism in Eukaryota, Viridiplantae, Streptophyta, Magnoliopsida, Fagales, Betulaceae. The record is from RefSeq and is a predicted model, not a curated record. Bases 1 to 588 code for a protein of 195 amino acids.
AUGACUGAAAACAAGGUUGUUGAUGCCUUGUACAGGAAGUUUAAGGAGAUUCAGGAAGAGGGUCCUAAUGAAGACAUGUUAUUCAGCAUAACCUUUCCUAACCCUAAUUGGGUUGAGGACAUCAAGAAGAGUUAUGAUUUAGAUCCAAAGGUGCAGAGCAUAAUUUCUAACCUAUUGGAGAAUGCCGAAGUAUCAAUAGUCACUGACAGGGAUGCUGUGUUUACAAGUUCUUUCUGUCAAGAAUUAUCUACUCUACAGGGUGUGUCUUUGGCUAUUAGUUUAGCCUACCACCCUCAGUCAGAUGGUCAGACAGAAGUUGUUAAAAUGUGCUUAGAGCACUAUUUACGAUGUUUUGUAGGGGAGCAACCUAAAUCAUGGUCUCUAUGGUUAGGUAUGGCUGAGUAUUGGUACAAUACCAAUUACCAUGCUUCUUCAAAGCUUACACCUUUUGAGACUCUAUAUGGCAUAUCACCACGUAGAUUGGUAGAGUACAUACCUGGUACCUCCAGAAACCAGGCUGUUGAAGAUACUCUUCGGUCCAAGGAACAAACUUUGUCUAUGCUUAUGCAUAAUCUGUUGGCAGCAUAG